GACUCCACGGUCAAUUCACUGUUUCUUCCAUCUGGAUCAACAAAGGCAAUAUUUCCGCGAUCGGAAGGAUUUAUACCUCUAUUAAUUUCUGAUCAGUCUACCGAUCCAGUAGUAAUUCGUUCAACAGUCGAUUUGAUUGAUUGGUAAAUCGAGUUGGCGGAUCGGCUGAUCGGUCGGUUUCAUUGGAAAAGUGAUUUUGGUGAAGAAUGGACCAGGGCAGGAGGGCAGUAGAGUCGUACUGGAGGUCCAAGUUGAUCGACGUCGCGACAUCCGAUGAGGAUAAGGUCACUCCGGUUUACAAAUUGGAGGAAAUAUGCGAUUUGCUGAGGGCUUCGCACAUCUCCAUUGUUAAAGAGGUCUCCCAAUUCAUCCUCAAACGGCUCGAUCACAAAUCGCCGAUUGUUAAACAGAAGGCAUUAAGGGUAAUAAAAUAUGCUGUGGGUAAGUCAAGUGCAGAGUUCAAAAGGGAGAUGCAAAGGAAUUCUGUUUCAGUACGGCAGUUAAUCCACUACAGGGGCCAGCCAGAUCCUCUGAAGGGUGAUGCGUUAAACAAGGCUGUGCGAGAAACCGCACAAGAAACAUUAUCUACUUUAUUUUCAUCAGAUGAUAGCACAGCUGCGCCUACAGAAAGUAGUCUUCGCAGUCGGAUACAAGGAUUUGGAAACACCAACUAUGAAAUGCCAUCAGAUGAUAGAAAGUCGUUCAUCAGUGAGGUUGUUGACAUCGGAAGUGCUACAAUUAAACAUGGAUUUAGUAGUUUUAAACAGUCUCCUUCCAUAAGGAAAAGUAAUGACACUGGAAGUUACAGAAGCCCAAACCUUGAGCGAUCUUUGACCAGAGAAAAUGAUAGGUAUGAAGGGCUUGGGUCUCAGGCCGAAUAUAACAGCUCCUCUCGGUUUUCAGAAAAUGCUGGUACUGUAAGCUGGGAUAAAGAGAUUUCGACAAGCCAUUCAGAAAGUAGUAAUGGAGACCCUGCUGUGACUUACAGCCAAAAAACUCGUGAAGAGAAAUUGUUGGAGACCAUAGUGACAUCAACUGGUAUGCGCCUACAGCCUACUCGAGAUGCACUUCAUGUUUUCCUGGUGGAAGCCUCAAAAGUAGAUGCCAAAUCAUUAGCGCAUGCCAUUGAAAUGAAACUGAGGUCUCCUAUGUGGCAGGUCCGCAUGAAAGCCAUAUGUGUCCUUGAGGCAGUAUUGAGGAAGAAGAAUGAGUUGCAUUUUUCAGUUAUUGCUUCAUACUUUGGCAACGAUAAAGAUUCUGUGGUGCAAUGCUCUGAAUCUCCCCAAGCAUCUUUGAGGGAGAAAGCAACUAAGGUAUUGAGUCUUCUGGGUGGUGAACAAAAUGGCAGUGGAACCAACCAAUUCAAGCAACCGAGUAAGAUUCCCCAGCCUUCAAUUAUACCAGAUAUGAUAAACACUGGUGACCCAGGUGAUCUUCUUGGCAUGGAAGAUCCAGAAAAAGCAGCGAGUGAGCCAACAAUAACAAAUGCACCACCAUCUGUUGCUCCGCUGAUCAAUGACUUACUUGGCGACAAUUCCUACAGUUCUGAGAGCACCGACAAGCUGAACGUUGAUGAUGACCCAUUUGCAGAUGUUUCCUUCCACAUAAGUCAAGAUAAGGACCGGUUUGCUAAUUUAUUUUCUGGGGUGGCUCUUGAUAUGUCAGGGGCCUCUGAGGCCACUGUCGCAGCUCAUAAAAAUGUAUCUGAACCAUUCAACCUUUUGAAUUCUAGUUCUGAGGUCUUCAUGGAGCAAGGAACUUCUAGUGAAUAUGCUACCAACUUGAUGGACGAUAUGCUCGCGAAUGGAAAUAAUCCCUCUGUAAAGAAAAAUGCAAAUAAAGACGAGGAUGUGUUCCAUGGUUUAGUAUCGAGUACACCUAAUAAAAGUCCUAAUGUUGCUUUAAAUAGUGAAUUUCCUCUGCGAGCUGGUGAUAUGAAUGUAAAUCCCAUAUUCCCCCCGGGUGCUCAGGCAUAUAAUAUCCCUUCUGGUUUUGGGGUCAAUCCUGCAUUUGCUUCUCAGCCAAUGAAUUAUAGUGCCAUGGGGAAUCACUUUGCUCAACAACAGUUUUUAGCUGCAAUGUCCAACUUCCACCAACUAGGAAAUCUACAAUCCAGUACUACUAUCAAUUCUCCUGGACCUGUAGGAGUGGAUGCAGCACCCUUUCCAGAUAUUUUUAAUCCUGGCAUGGCUACCCAACCUCCGACUUCAUUGAUGAAUGGAUCAAAAAAAGAGGAUACAAAAGCAUUUGAUUUUAUCUCGGAUCAUAUGGCCUUGGUUCGUGAAACCAAACGCAUGACUUGAUUCAUUUGAUGUGUAAGGAUUUCUUGUUCUGGGUGAAGAAGCCGACUCGGAAGAUGCUGCCUAAAUCUUGAAUUGAAAAAAGUAUAUGAACGUUGAGUAAGUGUUGUAUCGGCAUGACUAUAAUUCCUCGGGGAUUUCAAGCGGAAGGCAGACCAAUGUUGUGUGAAUGAAUGUUUCUGACGUCUGCAUUUGUUUUGAUCCUAAGAAAGGUAUGGAAAUCGUGCAGUCAUUUAAAGGCUGCUGAUUGUUGUUGUCUAAUUUUAUUUUGAUUUUAUUACUUUUAUUUGUAAUACCCCAAUUGAGCUGAUUGUCUGAUAGACUUUUGUUGUAAUA
Salvia hispanica is the source of this 2636-nucleotide messenger RNA. Its product is annotated as protein MODIFIED TRANSPORT TO THE VACUOLE 1-like. NCBI's taxonomy places the organism in Eukaryota, Viridiplantae, Streptophyta, Magnoliopsida, Lamiales, Lamiaceae. Gene Ontology annotation, cellular component: trans-Golgi network membrane. The record is from RefSeq and is a predicted model, not a curated record. Gene Ontology annotation, molecular function: phosphatidylinositol binding; ubiquitin binding.